CGCGUGCGUGUGCGCGUGCGUGUGAAGUCACUGCCAGCUCAGACAGACACGGUGCCGCUGGGAGAGGAGGAGGACGACACGGUGAAACACUCGGUCUGUUUUCUCCUUAAAGAAAAAAACAACAACUUUGUUAACUCCACAACAGGAACUAACAUUUUUACUGGCUUCGUUUCUGAACGUGUCGGGCUGAGAGGUGAUGCUGGGGGUGGCCGGGAUGACGGGCAGCAUUGCUAAUGCCCUGGCCAACGCGGCCUGUGAGCGAUGUAAGAGCGGCUUUGCCGCGACCGAGAAGAUUGUCAAUAGUAACGGGGAGCUGUACCACGAGCAGUGCUUUGUGUGUGCCCAGUGUUUCCAGCAGUUUCCAGAAGGACUCUUCUAUGAGUUUGAAGGAAGAAAAUAUUGUGAACAUGACUUCCAGAUGCUCUUCGCUCCUUGCUGUCACCAGUGUGGGGAGUUCAUCAUUGGUCGUGUCAUUAAGGCCAUGAACAAUAGUUGGCAUCCUGACUGCUUCUGCUGUGACAUUUGCCAGGCUGUGCUUGCAGACGUGGGGUUUGUCAAAAAUGCUGGCAGACACCUGUGUCGCCCGUGCCAUAACCGCGAGAAAGCUCGCGGCCUGGGCAAGUAUAUCUGCCAGAAGUGCCAUGCCAUCAUUGAAGAGCAGCCACUGAUCUUUAAGAAUGAUCCCUAUCACCCUGACCACUUCAACUGCAACAACUGCGGGAAGGAAUUGACGGCUGAAGCCAGGGAACUAAAGGGAGAGCUCUACUGUUUGCCCUGCCACGAUAAGAUGGGUGUACCAAUCUGUGGUGCCUGCAGGAGACCCAUCGAGGGGCGUGUUGUCAACGCCAUGGGCAAGCAGUGGCAUGUGGAGCAUUUUGUGUGCGCCAAGUGUGAAAAGCCUUUCCUCGGCCAUCGCCAUUAUGAGCGGAAGGGGUUGGCUUACUGCGAGACUCAUUAUAACCAGCUCUUCGGUGAUGUGUGCUAUCACUGCAACCGUGUGAUUGAAGGCGAUGUGGUGUCUGCUCUCAACAAGGCCUGGUGUGUCAGUUGUUUCUCGUGCUCUACCUGCAACACAAAACUCACUCUCAAGAACAAGUUUGUGGAGUUUGACAUGAAGCCUGUUUGUAAAAAGUGCUAUGAGAAGUUUCCUCUGGAGCUGAAGAAAAGGCUCAAAAAGCUGGCCGAGUCUUUGGGACGCAAGUGAGAUGCCUCAGGCCAAAAAAAAACCUGGAAUUAUUUCAACGCUGCCUGUGAUGGUAAAACGUCCAGAAGAGCCCAGCAUUGUAUCAGUACAUUGAUAUUAGUAAUUUAAAUCUGGGAUCCAUUAAAAAGAUCUAAAUAUACAUUAUAUCACUGUGGUAUAGAUAUAAAGGUACGUACCUGUUAGAUGUUCUUUUUUUUACAUGCAAAUUAUCUUUUUUUAUACAUUCCUAAAUUGUCUAAAUUUGUUAUUGUCCCCCCUACAUAAGACGUGGUGUCCCAGUUUAUUAUGACUUAACCAUGAGCAUAAUUUCUGAUUUUAAAAGAUCGUCGUUCUGCCUUGUUUUGAAUUACAUGCGUGCCUUGAAUAUAUGAACUAUGUGUCUUAAAAUGUAACUUGUAUAGAGUUAUGAUACAGUAAAUCUAUAAUAAUUAGACAAAGCAGAAUUUAUUGGACUUUUAUACCUCAGUAUAAAUAAUUACUUUUGUGCUAACAUGGAAAAAUAAAUAAAUAACAUGUUUCAAGAAAACUUCAAAUGAGCUAUUACAGGGAGCAAGGCUCAUCUGUGAACCACCAGUUGUUAAUGAACCCACCCUUGGAUGUUUACUCAGUUAAUCUAACACAUAUCUACUGGUGAUGUUAAAUAUAAGGAGUGUGUAUGCGUUGUUUAGAACUCCAGACUUGACUCUGACAACAUAUGAAUUGCCCAGUUAGCCCCUUAUUACAACGUUUUCAAACACCAGCAGUAAAUCGUGAGAAAUUAUAAAGAUCAGAGCAUGUUAUUGGCAUAAGAAAAAAACACAAAUUCAGCGUAUCUUUUAAAAUAAUCCAUUGGUAUUGCAACCUUCAGUAUGUACUGUGUGCUUUCAGUAUGUAGGGUAACGUUGAUGCACUGUACUCUAAUGUUUUGCAAGUUUCUGAAGGAAACGGUUCAAAGGAAUCCACAUAAUUAUUAGCAACACAAGAACACGUUGAUGUUAAAAUAUCAUGAAUGAAUCAGCACGUUGCUUGGGAUGAUUGUAAGUUCCACAAAAACAAAAAUUAUAUUUUCUUGAAUGAACUUUUUUUUUUUAAAUUAUGGAACACUUUUUGCAUCAACAUUUUAUUUGCCAGAGUUUACAUUUGAUUGAUUUGCAAGAAAUUGAAAAUUACAGUUUACUGCAGCACAUAUACUGUAUUUGAUUUUCUGCUUAAUGAUCAAUAAAGUAUUCCUAAACACA
Larimichthys crocea (large yellow croaker) is the source of this 2421-nucleotide messenger RNA. RefSeq names its product LIM and senescent cell antigen-like-containing domain protein 1. The transcript is spliced from 10 exons. Lineage: Eukaryota; Metazoa; Chordata; Actinopteri; Sciaenidae. Gene Ontology annotation, biological process: cell-cell junction organization; positive regulation of substrate adhesion-dependent cell spreading; cell-cell adhesion. Gene Ontology annotation, cellular component: focal adhesion; cytoplasm; cell-cell junction. The coding region runs from base 197 to 1204 and encodes 335 amino acids. The record is from RefSeq and is a predicted model, not a curated record.